AUGGCGCCUUCGAAGCUCUUUGUCUUCGCUCUUUCUGUUGCUCUAAUUUUCGUCAUUGGUACUUUCAAAGCCGACGUUUCCAGCGAUGGUUCCAAUUCAUCUUCUCUCAAGGUACAAUUAGAUCAACUCAAUACCAAGAUCCAAUUUCUCGAUUCUCAAAUCAGUGAGAAGUCACAAGAAUUGAAGAAGAAGGAUGGGAUAAUAGCAGAGCAAGAAAAGCUUUUCAAUGAUAGGUCUAGUGUUAUUCAAUCGUUGCAUAAUACGGUUGCUUCUCUCCAGGCAUGUCUGAGCUUGACCUCCAUGUGUUUGAUGAAAAGCAGGAAUGACAUAGUGGUUGUUGUUGCUGCGUUUUCAUGGUUUAAGGAUUCACAGAGACUUAGAACUGGAAGAUCAUGA
Molecule: messenger RNA, 396 nt
Organism: Vicia faba (fava bean)
Lineage: Eukaryota; Viridiplantae; Streptophyta; Magnoliopsida; Fabales; Fabaceae
Source: the annotation of a GenBank genome assembly